Molecule: messenger RNA, 1701 nt
Organism: Punica granatum (pomegranate)
Lineage: Eukaryota; Viridiplantae; Streptophyta; Magnoliopsida; Myrtales; Lythraceae
Source: RefSeq, a predicted model, not a curated record
AAAAGCCCACAGGAAAACCAGCCAAUAGAAACCCACUGGAGUGGGACCCACCGAAACACUCCGCCCGUUAUAUGAUCCGUCCGAUCAAUUGCGCUGCGAAAUCUGACGGCCACGAUCACUCUCCCCCUCCUCCCCUCGAAAAAUUUAAUGGUUGCGUGAACAGAAACGAACGGUCAAUAGGCAAGGAACAAACGAACGAACACGCGCUCGGACUUUGGCUUCUUCUCCGGCAAUGCCCUCCGAUCUUGUGCCCCGUCUCCGGCUGAACCGGUUGUCUUGACGGAGUUUCAUGCAUGGAGCUUUCCCUACUCACUUCGACGGCUUCGCUUGUCGGCUCGACUUCGAGCAGAGCAGCUGCACUGAGCGGUGGCAGUUCGAGGCUCGUUGACUACGCGGCGAGGGGGAGGAGGAGCCAGCGGCCGAGCUUUUGCGAAGCUAGGCCUCCGGUGCGUAGCGUCAAGGCCUCCGCGGAGAGAAGUGAAGGCAUUGAUGGAGGCAGGGAGAGCGAGAGCGGCGGAGGUGCCGGAGGAUUCAGUGGCCCGGCCAUGGAGGUGACCACAUUUGAUCGGAGAUUCGGGGAGUCGGAGUUCCCUGUGUGGGAGAAGAUUGGCGCCGUUGUGAGACUCAGCUACGGAAUCGGAAUCUAUGGGGCAAUGGCCUUAGCUGGGAGAUUCAUAUGCUCGAUUACGGGAGUCGAUAGCAUGGGAGGCUUCCACCCGUCGUUGGAUGCUAUUCUUGAAGGACUGGGAUAUGCCGUGCCUCCUAUUAUGGCCCUAUUGUUCAUACUCGAUGAUGAGGUUGUGAAGCUAUCGCCUUAUGCCCGUGCUAUUAGGGACGUCGAGGACGAGGAGCUCUGGAGUUUCUUCUACGGAAUGUCUCCUUGGCAGUUCGUACUGAUCGUAGCUGCCAGCUCUGUUGGUGAGGAGCUUUUCUACCGAGCUGCUAUUCAGGGAGCGCUGGCGGAUAUGUUCUUGAGGGGCACGAACUUGCUUUCUGAUACUCGAGGACUGGCAUCUCUUACUGGUGUCUUGCCUCCCUUCGUCCCGUUUGCGCAGGCUUUUGCAGCAGUUCUCACUGCUGCUCUUACAGGCUCACUUUAUUAUGUGGCUGCAUCCCCUAAAGAUCCUACAUAUGUUGUGGCACCGGUUUUGCAAUCCCGAACCGGCCGCGAAGAUCUGAAGAAGCUCUUUGCAGCCUGGUAUGAAAGGAGACAGAUGAAGAAGAUAUACUCUCCUCUUCUUGAAGGGCUUCUUGCCCUCUACCUCGGGUUUGAAUGGAUCCAGACAAACAACAUUCUCGCGCCUAUUAUCACACACGGGAUAUACUCCUCUGUGAUACUCGGGCAUGGUCUCUGGAAGAUACAUGAUCAACGAAGGCGAUUGCGCCAGAGGAUCCAACGGCUCAAGUCAGAGGGGAGAACUCCGACUAAGAAGUAAUGCGGCUGCUCAUGUAAUCUUUGAGUAGGUAUGCAGGAACUUGUACAUUACAUAGAGAGUUAAUUGGCAUCUAAAAUAAUUCUACAGCAGUGAAGAUGUAGUGUACCAUACGACAUCACAAGGUAGAAUAGUACUUUAUACCAACAGUGUAUUUAUAUGUAAAUCGGAAAAAUUACAAGAGUAUAGACUCACAAGCACACUGUUAAAUCAUCGGCUACACUGGUUAUCUCCUUGGAAAGUUUUGCUUACUGAUUGUGCUGAUUAU